AUGCCUGUCAUUUUUAAGCUAGACAAAGAGCAGACCGAUGGGGCGAGUGGGACGAGUGACGAGGAAAUGGCACGCUUGGUCAAGCAAGUAAGCAUUGAGAGCCCCAGCCAUAAGCUCAAGGAUUGUAUAUUUAGCUUCGAGACUCCUAUGCCAGACACCCCAGCAGGUGCCAGAGUCAAGGUUCGUAACGCUGGUGUGUGUUACCGCCUGAGGUCAGCAUCAUCAUCAUCCAGCAUUAAGUCUGUUGAAGCACUCCACUGUGGGUCACCCCUUCAUUCUUGUGUCAGGGACACGGCACUCUUCCCUGGAUAUGAGGUGGCUGGGACAGUGGAUGCGCUUGGGGAAGAGGUCGGAGAGACGGAUCUACAGCUGGGAGACAGAGUUAUUGUUUACCCUUACGAAGGACAUCCACCUGGAUAUGCUGAGUACAUUGCCGUGCCUGAAGUGCAAUACCUCAUUAAGAUUCCCGACGACAUGAGUUUGAGCGUAGCAGCCAUGUUGCCCUCUGGCGCUUUGUGGGCUAUGAACACUGUGUUUAGUGCUCACAUCCAUGUAGAGAAGGUGCUGGCAGAGAAAGGGGAAACAGGUCACUGUAAGAUACUGUUAGUGGGGACUGGUGGCCUUGCACUCUGGGCAAUGAGGAUUGCUCGCUUCUACUGGCCAGAAAAGCGAGAACGUAUCAACAUUAAUGUGGCAUGUCUCAGAGAUGAAGGAAUUUCUAUUGCACAAGAAUACCUGAAGGUGAACGUUGUCCAGUGGAAUGAGGACCUUUACGAGGAACAGUUGGUGGAACGCACCAAGGAUGCCUGUGGAGGUCCUGUCGACAUUGUCAUUGACUUCAGUGCCACUUCUCGCUCUAUUCGUAGGGCUCUCAAGUGCCUUGCUCCCGGUGGUGUAAUGCUCAUGAGUUCGGAACAUGCACAGGGGCUAAUUACUCGUUUUGGACCUGUAGCCGAGAAGGAAAAUCACCAGCUUGUACCCAUUGAAUUUGGUACUCUAAAUCAGCUACGGAAUCUCGUGCAUCUUGUUUCUACAGGAGAGAUUGAGCCUCCACUAAGGAGGGAAGAGCUUCUUAAGAGGUCAGCAAAUGUCCAAAGAGCAGUCAGGUAA
Messenger RNA from Cherax quadricarinatus, 1110 nucleotides. The record is from RefSeq and is a predicted model, not a curated record. NCBI's taxonomy places the organism in Eukaryota, Metazoa, Arthropoda, Malacostraca, Decapoda, Parastacidae.